Molecule: messenger RNA, 1638 nt
Organism: Olea europaea var. sylvestris
Lineage: Eukaryota; Viridiplantae; Streptophyta; Magnoliopsida; Lamiales; Oleaceae
Product: polyadenylate-binding protein RBP45-like
Exons: 7
Coding region: 127-1368 (413 amino acids)
Cellular component (GO): cytosol
Molecular function (GO): mRNA binding
Source: RefSeq, a predicted model, not a curated record
AAAAUGGGGACUAAGCCAAGCGUGCAGUGCGGAAGCAUUUAAAAGUCUCCCUUCUCUCUCUUAUCAUCUAGGUUCAACUUACAGCCCCUUGUCUCUCCUCUAUAGAAAUCUAGGGUUCCGACGACGAUGCAGCCAUCAAACUCUAUGAUUCCAUCACCGAUGGCUCCGCCUCCUCAGUACAGGCCCCAGCAGUGGAUGCCACAGCAGCCGCAACAAACGCAGUACCAGGUACCGCCACCACAACAGCCGGCGGCGACGGCGGGGUACUACUACCAGCAACCACCACAGGCUGCGCCGACACAACAGCCACAGCCUCAGCCUCAGCCUCAGCCUCAGCAGUACGGAGUCUCGCCUGCGGCUCAGGCUCCAGCCGAUGACGGUACCCGGAGCCUCUGGAUUGGAGAUCUGCAGUACUGGAUGGACGAGCAGUACAUAUACAGUUGUUUUGCUUUGACUGGCGAGGUGGUCUCUGCUAAAGUCAUCCGCAACAAGCAAACUGGCCAAUCAGAAGGUUAUGGCUUUAUCGAGUUUGUUAGUCAUGCUGCUGCAGAGAGGAAUCUGAUGACAUACAAUGGCACUCAGAUGCCAAAUUCUGAGAAAACAUUCAGGUUGAACUGGGCAUCUAUGGGAGCGGGUGAAAAGCAUGAUGAUACUCCUGAAUACACAAUUUUUGUUGGAGACUUGGCAGCUGAUGUAACUGAUUACAUGCUUCAAGAAACUUUUAGGGCCAGUUACUCCUCAGUCAAGGGUGCAAAGGUUGUUACGGAUAAGAUAACUGGACGCACAAAGGGCUAUGGAUUUGUGAGGUUUGGUGAUGAAAGUGAGCAACUACAUGCCAUGACCGAGAUGAAUGGAAGGUAUUGUUCGACCAGGCCCAUGCGAGUUGGCCCAGCUGCUAACAAACAAAAAGUGGGUGGUCAGACUAAAGGUUCAUACCAAACUUUUCAAGGAACUCAGGGUGAGGAUGACCUCACUAACACAACUAUAUUUGUUGGUAAUUUGGACUCUAAUAUCACGGAUGAGCAUCUAAGGCAGGUUUUUGGUCAAUUUGGACAGCUACUUCAUGUAAAAAUACCAGUAGGCAAACGAUGUGGAUUCGUUCAAUUUGUUGACAGAAGCUGUGCUGAGGAAGCUCUACGAAUGUUAAAUGGAACCCAGUUGGGAGGACAAAGCAUUAGACUCUCAUGGGGACGUAGUCCUUCAAACAAACAAGUUGAUCAAAACCAGUCCAAUGGUGGAUAUUAUGGAUAUGCACCUGGAUAUGAAACUUAUGGAUACGCACCAGGAGCUCAGGAUCCAAACUUGUACUAUGCAGGCUACCAAGGAUAUGGAAACUACCAGCCGCCCCCUCAACAACCACCUCAGUAAUCUGCUGGCAUCAAAUGUCAAUAUGCUGCUGGUGAAUGUUGUAGCAAAGAAUAGAGGAGUGGUCAGUUUUUCCGCUGCAGUAUUAUCUGUUUCUUGAUCUUCGAAACUAUUUAUUGGCCUGAUAGUUGUUUUCUAUUCUACUUCCAUUGAACUAAAAUUUGGCUUGGUUAGGCUCUUUGUUGUUAAAAACACACUUUUCACUUGCUCUUUUGUCGACAUGUUCAUCUAUGCAUUAUAAAAUUUGGAUCUAUUGUGGUUUGCUUUUUGCUC